CGUCGGCCUUCUGGGCGUGGCAUCCGUUGGCAUGGCAACAGGAGCGUCCAUAGGGUUCUGUUCCCUUUGUGGAGUUCUGUACGGACCCAUCCACAGUGUCAUGCCUUUCCUUUUGAUAGGUGUUGGAGUAGAUGACAUGUUCAUCAUUGUACAAGCCUGGGAAAACCUGACUCCAAAAGAACGGAAAAAGAACAAACGAGAAGCCGCCGCCAAGGCGAUGAAGCACGCCGGAGUGUCCAUCACUGUCACCUCUAUAACCGACCUGGUGGCUUUUGGGAUCGGGGCAACAUCGCCGAUCCCGGCUUUGAGGUCCUUCUGCAUCUACGUUGCCGUCGCCAUCGUGUUCCUGUUCCUGUUCCAAUGCACGUUCUUCAUGGGGGCGCUCGUGAUCGACCAGUACCGCCGGGAGGCCAGACGGGACGCCUGCUGCUGCUUCAAACACAGCAAGGACUAUAAACCCAUGGCAUGUUCACGCAAAAGCCUUGUACACUGGUUCUUCGACAAAUGCUACUCCCGGAUCUUGCUGACAAUCCCGGUGAAGAUUCUGGUGCUUCUGAUCACGUUCGGCACGGCAGGGUGGAUGGCGUACGGUACGUACAGCUUGAAGCAGGACUUCAACUUCGUCUGGUAUCUACCUGCCGAGUCUUACGUCUUCAGGUACACUACCCUGUAUGAACAGUAUUUCCCAGAAGAGGGCGGUGUGGACGUGGGGAUGUAUAUAGAAAAUGGCACCGACUAUUACACCGAACGAGUAAGGAUGGAGGCGCUGUACACCAACCUCAGGAGUAAUGAGUACAUCGACUCUACAACUGUAGUCAGCUGGUAUCACGGCUUUCUGGAGUGGAUCAAAGCACAAAAGUCCGGCGAUCCAGGGAUCACUGCAGACGACUUUCCUGGGAACGAGAGCUACUUCUACACGUUGCUAGAAGAGUACCUGGCCGCGCCAUUUCCGGUUGGCGGUGACAACUUUGCCUCUGACGUCAAGUUUGAUACUACCCAAUCAGAAACUUGGAUUUAUACUUCGAGGAUGAGGGCUAAGUUCAUUCGACUGUCGAGCACCGAAGCUCAAGUACAAGGUAUGGAUAGCGUGGUGAGCCUCGCGGACUCCGCCGGGUUCCAGUCAACAGUCUUCCCGUACGCCACUCAGUUCCGCCGGUACGAGACCAACAAGAUCAUUCAGCAGGAAGUGUACAGGAACAUCGGGCUGGCUAUGGUGGCUGUGGCACUGGUAACGCUCCUGCUGGUGGCUGACCUGCUCAUGAGCAUCUACAUCACACUGUGUGUGGUUCUCACACUGGUUGACCUGGGCGGGCUGAUGCACUUCUGGGGGCUGACCAUAGAGCUGUCCACUAUGGUCAUCCUGGUGUUGGCAGUCGGACUGGCCGUGGACUACUCCGCCCACGUCGGACACACCUUUAUGCUGGUGCAAGGGACCCGGAACGAACGUGCAAAGGAGACACUGUUGCGUAUCGGGACGGCGGUCUUCAAUGGCGGCUUCAGUACCUUCCUGGCGUUUGUGCUGUUGUCCGGCUCACAGUCGUACAUCUUCCAGACAUUCUUCAAGGUCUUCUUUGGAGUUGUCCUGUUCGGACUGUGGCACGGGCUAGUCUUCCUGCCUGUUAUCUGCAGCCUAAUUGGUCCAGCGCCCUACCACACGUCAUCGGACAAUAAGAUGGACCAAUCAGAGAAAAAGGACGACAUUGUCGAAGAAACCACGACGGACGAUGACGAGUCUCCACAUCUUUCGUCGUCGUCGUCUACAACUAAGCUGGCACAGCAGACGCCAGAGGCUACCACAGGGCACUACAACCCCGCCAUGUACGCAGGCCUGCCGGAACCAGACUAUCCACCGUACUACAGAUCCAGACCGCCCAACGGUACCCGUCCCACACGAGACCACGGCUCCCAGUCUUACCCCUCCCCACGCUACCACAAGAGUGUCCGCCAUAACUUUAACCGGUUCCAGCAGAAAGCGAGCUACGCGUUACCUAACAUUGCGUGACAGUUUAAAGUGUUAAUGACAUAUGAAAUUCUUUCUAUCAUUCAAGUAAAAAAAUAUUCUUUUACCUGAAGACAUCUAUUACUAUGUCAAUCCAUUGUUCACUGUGUGUUCUUUGGUCAGACCAAUACUAUAGCAACCAGUAGUGAUGUCACA
Messenger RNA from Branchiostoma floridae (Florida lancelet), 2155 nucleotides. Its product is annotated as patched domain-containing protein 3-like. Gene Ontology annotation, cellular component: membrane. The record is from RefSeq and is a predicted model, not a curated record. The transcript has 14 exons. NCBI's taxonomy places the organism in Eukaryota, Metazoa, Chordata, Leptocardii, Amphioxiformes, Branchiostomatidae. Bases 32 to 2002 code for a protein of 656 amino acids.